Molecule: messenger RNA, 3284 nt
Organism: Formica exsecta
Lineage: Eukaryota; Metazoa; Arthropoda; Insecta; Hymenoptera; Formicidae
Exons: 8
Coding region: 866-2266 (466 amino acids)
Molecular function (GO): DNA binding
Source: RefSeq, a predicted model, not a curated record
GGCAUUGCUUAUCUGUAAAGCUUGCACGCUACACAUAAAAUUUCUAUGAGAAUUAAAAUUUUUUUAACAAAAUAUAUACAUGUAGUGUAAACGUUUUUGAAAGUAGUUCUUUUUUUAAAGGAACUUUCUCUUUUUCGAAAACAAUAAAAUUUCUUUGAAGCUCAACGGGACUCUCAGGUAAUACAUUCCUCUGUUAUAAGAGCAUUUUUAUUGAUACUAUUGCGCACAGCAAUUAAGACAAAAAAAGAUAUUCAUUUCAGGCAAUUUGAAGAGCAUGCAGGGAUCGUUGGGUUUAUCUAUUUUUUUUCACUCAGUUUCAUUUGCUGAAUCCGAAAAUCAUAGUAAAAAUAAUCUUAGUAUCCGGGAAAAUUUUUGAGACAUAUUUUAAACAGAAGAAAGCAACGAUUGAUUUUAUCACUUUCUCGAGUCAUAACAAAGGAAUGUUUUACCUGAAAGUCCCAUUGAGCUUCAAAGAAAUUUCAUUGUUUCCGAAGAAAAGAAAGUUUCUUUAAGAAAAAAAUUAUUUUCGGAAACCUUUACAUUACAUGUAUAUAUUUUUUGUGUUCUCAGUUUCGUUUCUCUUUCGGGCGUAUUGUUACAUGGCAACUAGUAUAGUGGGAGAAAGUAUAAGACCUUUAGGUUUUCAGGUAAGGAUUUCAAAAUAAGAGUGGACAGAGAGUGGAAGACUUCUGUAGUGUACAUAAAACACGCACUUGUGCUCUCUGCAAUCGGCAGACACAUAGGAACAGUAUCGCAGUAGAUCGGUGUGCUUUUAAAAGCAGGGAAUUAAUUACACGCAAAUAAUUUGUUGCGAAUAUAUCUUAAAUUACAUUAUUUUGUUGUGUUUUACUGAUUUUUUUUCGUAAUGGCUACGAUAAUGUGCUUAUCUCAGGAGGUGAUUACCAUUAUUCUCGGCUACAAUGAUAUCAGUGUUGAAGAUAUCAUUAACUUUAGAUGUGUGUGCAAGCAAUUCCGGUGGGCAGCCAAAUAUGAAAAACAGGGGAAAUUUCUAAUCAACCCUGUACAAUGUCAAAAAAAUCAGUCUUUGGAACGGGUUGUUACUAUGGUGGCACAAUGGCUGCAACCUGAAAAAGAUGUUUUUUACUCGUGCAUAAAAGCAUCAUUAGAUAGUAUCGCACUAGGGGUACUGAAUUGCCUCAGAGAAAAACAUCCCGACCAUUCGAUAUUCUCGACGUCCGCUGAAAUGUUUUCAUAUUGGAAAAACAACAAUAUCGACGAUAAUCAUUGGAACGAAGCAGAAGGAAUGCAGAUUAUAGAUACACUGGAAGAAUAUAUAUUUAGCAAAUUAAACUUUCGAUCAAGCAAAUGGGACGACACCAAUUUAGAAUACAUGUGUAUAGAUAAUGUCUUAAAAAACAAAUAUGGCCAAGAAUACAUUUUAUUAAUAAUAUAUCACAGCGUGGCUAGAAGACUUGGUCUACGUUGCAAUGUAAUGUGCAUCAAAAGAUGUCAGGAUCAGGGUAAUUACUUUUGUAUCGCUUGGAAACCAAACUAUGCCACGAAUAAUUCAGAAAAUAUAAGAUGUUUUAACAUAAGUUUUAAGAAAUUCCCGGAUUGUCUUGUGUCCAACCAAAUGUUACAUUUUAGCACUCUUAUUAGAACACUUUCACCUGAAGAUUUCGAUGAAUCACAAGUUAUGAAUCUAAUGAUGGAAGCAACUAAACGGUUUUGGGACAUAUUGGUUUGGCAAAUAGUUUUCAAACUGAUGCAGUCUGAAAAAUAUGAUUGCGUUUUUGGGAUUAUGCCGGAUGGAACGUUUGACUAUACUGAAUACGACAAUUUUAAUAUGCUUGACCUUCGCGUUAAAGAAACAGAACUGCUACACACAAGACCAGAGGACGUAAAAUUUGCGGUUGGAAUGAUAGUAACACAUCAACCUACAGAUUGUGCCGGCGUAAUAGUUGGAUGGCAACGACAUCUUGAUAGACGACAUCUUGUCACAAUCUCCGCAAACAAUGUGCCGGGCUCUUAUAUACACAUGUAUAAAUUGCCGUUGAAUCACUGUCGUAAUUAUAAUUUUAUAAAGCAACAAACAAAUUACAUCAUUCUUACCGAAAAUAAUCAAAUUUGUUACGUGGAAGAAGAUGUUAUAACUUUAACAACGCCAAAAUGGAUCAAUAAUAGCGAAAUAGGUCGCUAUUUUUGUAAAUUCGAAGGCACGCAUUACGUACCAAAUAAAAUGCUGGCGAGAUUUUACCCGCAGGACGCCGCUAUAACUGCCCAGACAACAUUACCUGAAAAUUAAUAGUAUAAAAAUUACUUCGUGCAAUAUUUAGAAUGUACAAAAUUUAUACCAAAUAUAAUAUGAUAAAACUAAUAAUAAAUAAAAGGCUCUUCUAAAUGUAACAAACAGAUUAAGAAAAUGGCAAUAAGAGUCAUGCGCAGUAAUUAUGGCGCAUAUAUUUUAUUUAAAUAACUGUGAGUCAUAGAGAGUACGUACCUUUUGAUCCUUUCUUCGGAUCAUCUUCAGCGCAAACAAAUAAUAAAUUAACAAACAAAAAAAAUAAAAAUAAAAAUGGCAAUCAAAAUAUAAAAAAGGAAAUUAUAAAAAAUUAAGUCAAGUUAAUGUCUCUGACGUCAUCGUUUCCACGUAAAAUUUUCUUAGAGGUGCGGAGUUCGACACAGCACGUUCAAAUUGCGACGCUUCUCGAUUGAUAGGCCAAAAGGCACAGACAAAAUGACAUAAUCGGUCUCAGUAAAAUUAACAUGUUUGAGUUUAGAUGAGACUGUAACGAGAACGUUGAAGCACACACGGUAAAGAACGAGAGAUAAAGAUUAUUUUAAAACUAGAUGUAACUUACAGAUCUGUGUGAUAAACAAUAGAAAACAACGCACGCAAUUAUAAACUUGAUAAUUAUGGUGAACGCAGACUAACGGAUGUAAGAUAAUAGAAUAUGUCGCUGAGACGUUCAAAGAAACAAUAACAGUUAUAUUUCAAUUUCACAUUAAACCAAGGCGAAAAAAUGAAGCAUUGUGUAUAAUGAUACAUACAGUCGAAAAUAGCGUGAUAUUUAAAGUUUUCGAAGCUUGUCGAUAAUAUACAUGUAGGCCUCAGAUAAACAUUCCGUGUCAGUCUAGAUUUAAACUUUAAACCAUUACGUUGUCUUUUUAUUCACCAUUUCCGAGAUCAAUAUUUUAUUAAAAAAGGGUUCGUCAUCCAAAACCUUCACCCCGUCCCAGUCAAAAUCGUGGUUGAAUUCACGUCUGUGAUCUGUCUGUUAUAACUGACAAUGAGUAUUAGAAGUGUUCUUUCUAAUAUGAUU